This is a messenger RNA of Fusarium sp. VM40, 1620 nucleotides long. NCBI's taxonomy places the organism in Eukaryota, Fungi, Ascomycota, Sordariomycetes, Hypocreales, Nectriaceae. The record is from the annotation of a GenBank genome assembly.
AUGACCACUUUCAAGACCCCCAGUUCCGUGCUUCAAGCAAGCGCAAAGAAACACCCCGGUUUGGCAGUGUUCAAACUUCCACAGCAAUCAGCUACAGGUACAACCUACAAAGAAAUCAGCUUCCUCCAGUUUCAGAAGGAUGUUGAAGCAUCGGCCCGGUACUGGAAAGAUCACCUUCAAAGUGUCGGAGUCCAAGAAAGGGCUGUUGUUUGUGUCUGGCUGAAAGGUCACGCCUAUAGAGAUGCUGUUCACAUCUGGGGUCUCAACUGGGCUGGCUAUAUAUCCCAACUAGUCUCUCUCAACAUGACUAAUCCCUCUGUCAUCUUCGAGCUCAUUGUGCGAGCUGAGGCUAAAGCCCUGAUCCAUGAACCAGACCAUGCUGACGUCCUUGAAAACUGCCCUGUCCCGAAUCUUCAGGCUGGUGACGUGAUAUCAGAGGAAGAUAUACAACAGCUGCCUUCACUUCUCCCGUGGCAACCUGCAGAUGGCGAUGAUGUUUUGUUCAUCUAUCAUACCUCUGGCUCCACGUCCGGGGUUCCAAAGUUAGUUCCAAUUACAGCAACAUGGAUUAACUACGUGAUUGGGCUAUCUGGACUCUACGAAGCAAGAGCCAACAUGGCGAGGGAUCGGAUGGUUAGUCUACAUAUUGGAAACUUCUGUCACAUGGCUGCAUCAUUCCUCACUUGGUUCACUGUACGAGAGGGCUCAUGUACUAUACUUCCAACCGUCAUGCCUUACCCCAUUUCCGAGGUACAACAGCUGUUAGACGAACAGGGCCUAUCGACGGUGUGUAUGUUCCCACCUUACCUAUCAGCCUUAUUUCGACAAGCACGCAAGGAUCCAUCACUCCUCGCAUCUCUGAAGAAGGCAGAUCUUCUGGGCUCUGGAGGACUGGACCCCGAUCCGGUGGAUGAGGCUUGGGGUCGGAGUCAGGGUUUCCAUAUGCUCAAUGUGAUGGGGUCUACUGAGGCUGGAGUCGUCAUGAUGAAUGAUUCGAGGGAGAGUUCGGGAUAUCUCGAAAUGAUGCCUGGCGCUAAGAACGAAUUUAUCCCGGUCGAUAAGUUGGAGUCUGGGGAGGAACUGCUGGAGUUGGUGUUGCCCGCUGAUGCGCCAAACUGUCCGGUUCCGAACCUCCGAUCCGCCGAUGGUAAGUUCCAUACAGGAGACUUGUUCAUAGAAGUCGCACCUGGGAAGUACCUUUGCAAAGGACGCAAUGACAACUGGAUCAAGAUGACCUCCGGUGGUCGUACUGAUACUGUUUCCAUUGAAGUCAACAUCAUGGAGACUUGUGGGGAUGACCUCGUCAACGCCGUGGUCGUCGUUGGCGUCAAGCGGCCCUGUCCAACAAUUAUCAUCGAACCAAAAGAUAAAUCACUACUAGAUCAUGAGGGAGCUGAUCUCGAGGCCUCAGUGCAGAGGCUGAAGGAAGAUAUUCUAGGAAGAAUCACACCCUUUCACCAGCGAAGAUAUACACAUGAGCGUGUCGAGGAUACGCGGUACAUCAUCGUCGUUCCGCAGGGUACACUACCCAGAACUGUCAGCAAGGGCAACAUUCGAAGGCAAGAGGUUGAGAAGGUGUUCAAGUCGGGUUUAGAUGCGAUAUAUGCGGAAAAGUUCUGA